GUAGAAUCCCAAACACACACACACACUCUCAUACACACACGCUCUCUCAACUUUCUGCCGUGCCUGUGGCUUGGCCAUGCAGGAGUCUCCAGGCUCUCUGGGGGUGGACGGGGGCUAUGGCAGCAACGUGCCUGCCUUCCUCACCAAGCUCUGGACGUUGGUGGAGGACCCAGACACCAACCACCUCAUCUGCUGGAGUGCUACUGGUACCAGCUUCCAUGUGUUCGAUCAAGGGCGAUUCGCCAAGGAGGUUCUGCCCAAGUACUUUAAGCACAACAACAUGGCGAGCUUUGUUCGACAACUCAACAUGUAUGGCUUCAGGAAGGUGGUGAACAUUGAGCAGAGUGGGCUUGUGAAGCCGGAGAGGGACGACACUGAGUUCCAGCACCUCUACUUCCUCCAAGGGCACGAACACCUGCUGGAGCACAUCAAGAGGAAGGUUUCCAUUGUGAAGAGUGAAGAGACCAAGCUACGGCAGGAGGACCUCAGUAAGCUGCUGUAUGAGGUCCAAGUGCUGAGGAGCCAGCAGGAGAACAUGGAGUGUCAAAUGCAGGACAUGAAACAACAGAAUGAAGUGUUGUGGAGGGAAGUGGUCUCACUGAGGCAGAACCACACCCAGCAACAAAAGGUUAUGAACAAGCUGAUUCAGUUCCUCUUCAGUCAGAUGCAGUCCAACCCACCCAGCCCUGUGGGAAUAAAGAGAAAACUGCCCCUGAUGCUGGACGAUGGCUCCUCCAGCCCACCCGCCCAAAAGUUCAGCCACACAUCCCAGAUGGACCCCCUGCAAGAACCCUUCUUCAUUCAGUCGCCAUCCACAGAGACAGCCUCUUGCUCGUCUGCUGCGAUGACAGGAGGACCAAUCAUUUCCGAUGUUACUGACAUGUCCCAGCCCACCGUCAUGGCCCUGCAGAUGCAGACGGAGGAGAACAGGGAUAAGUGUAUGAUGCUGAUCAAGGAAGAGCCGGUCAGUCCAGGUGUGCGGGGCCGCGGGGAGGCGGUCCCCCUGGGCUCCUGUGAGGUGUGCUCUGAACCCCCCGUCCUCCCUGUCGCAAUGGUACAGUCCGUCCUGGAGGGCCGGGGAUCUGGGGACCGCAGGAGCAAGAGACCUGCUCUGGAGAGGCCCGAGGUGUCUGAUGCUGUGGAGAACGUGGACAUGAGUCUGGAGGAGUUACAGCUUCUGCUGAGGACCCACCAGCACAGUGUGGAGCCUGGGACUGCUGUCAUAGACCCUUUCACCUUCAACCUGCCUCUGACUGAAUGGAACUUCUCUGAAAUGGAGUCCAAUCUCAAAUCAGGAUCAUCUGAUGUGGAGUGUGUGUGUGUGUACCAGUACAUGUUCCAGAACCAGGAAGCUGAGGCCUUCAGUGGGGCUGGCUGUGAGGAGCAGUGACCAAUCAGACCCCAGCCAUCCCUGGUCGAGCCGGACUG
Molecule: messenger RNA, 1428 nt
Organism: Hypomesus transpacificus
Lineage: Eukaryota; Metazoa; Chordata; Actinopteri; Osmeriformes; Osmeridae
Gene: hsf4
Product: heat shock transcription factor 4
Exons: 12
Coding region: 77-1390 (437 amino acids)
Biological process (GO): regulation of DNA-templated transcription
Molecular function (GO): DNA-binding transcription factor activity; sequence-specific DNA binding
Source: RefSeq, a predicted model, not a curated record